Drosophila elegans is the source of this 2595-nucleotide messenger RNA. RefSeq names its product transcription initiation factor TFIID subunit 8. Gene Ontology annotation, cellular component: transcription factor TFIID complex. The transcript is spliced from 3 exons. Bases 753 to 1658 code for a protein of 301 amino acids. Lineage: Eukaryota; Metazoa; Arthropoda; Insecta; Diptera; Drosophilidae. Gene Ontology annotation, molecular function: protein heterodimerization activity. Gene Ontology annotation, biological process: transcription initiation at RNA polymerase II promoter. The record is from RefSeq and is a predicted model, not a curated record.
GACUGAUUAUGCCUCACGUUUCGGCUAAUCUAUGACGGAGUCUGGAGAAUUUGUCAUCGGACAAACAAUGGCUUCCACUUUGGUGUUCUUGGAACCCAUUCGGCUGCAAAUAUUUGCAUAACUCAUUAGGAGAGAUGUUCAAGAUAGGAGUCUAUGGCUAAGCAGUUUUCAGUUGGUCGCGAUCCCAAAAGGCGAAAAUAUUGUAAUUAGUUUUCGGGGAGCGGAGCGGAAAUAAUGCCAAAUCGGUAGUUAGCUGCUUGUCUUUACUGCUCAGUCUUUUGGAAAGAUGUUGAUAAUAUGUUAAGAGCGGAGGUGGUUUGUUCUACUAUUGGGAAGUAUACUAUUCCUUAUUGUUGCUACUUGGUUUUCUUAUUUUAUUUAUAGUUUGCCAUCAAACGAGUAUAAACGAUGUUUGCAAAAUAAUAGUAUUUAAGUUCUUAAAAUAAAACCUAUGCUUAUCUUUUGUUUUAUUACCUGAAUUUUAAGUUCUUUUAUUGGGCGAAGAAAUAGGAGUUAAAAUGGCAAACGUUUAACUUUUCUAUGAAACUUUUUGGAAUUACCCGAACAUAGAGAAAUUAAAUACUAACAAAUGUAAAACUUUAAAUCCAAAAACUUAUGUUGGCAAUCCUGAAUUUAGUUUUAAGUAUCGAUAAAAGUUAUUAGCUUCCGCAACUGUAUUUUCAUAAAGCGUUUUGCAGCACUGUUGUUUUUCUGACAGCUUUCUAACAAAUUUCUCCAUCCAUUUUUCAAUCAUGAAUUCAUACGAGGAGGUCUUGUUCAAAGUGCUUGACAAUUUGCUGGCGGAGAAGAACUGCGAGGUGAAGGACGAGCUGUUACGUCACUCGAUGGUGGAUCUACUUCGCAACAGAUUCCGUGAGAUUGCAGUUGGGACCUCCAAUGGGGCCAAUCACGCCGGUCGCAGUGCGCCCAGCUACUUUGAUCUGGAGCGCACCUUUGGCCUGAUGGGCAUCAAGGUGGGCGACCUCAAGGCCAUUUGCCAAGGUCAUUUGGCAGAGGCGGAGCCACUGCUCGAGUGUCCAGUGCCGCAGACACUCGACGAGGAUUUCCACAAGGGGCCACAACCGAUGCUGAGCGGCACAAAGGCCCGGGAAAUGGGCUGCAACUCCCAUAUUCCCGACUAUUUUCCACCAUUUCCCGGGGCGCACACCUACAAGAACACGGUUAUGGAGCAGGUGACGGACAGGAGCUAUGUGGCCGUGAGGAAUCGUCAUGCCGAGAAUCAAUUAAAUACCAAAAAGGCCCUGAAUGGCUUCUACUUGGGCUGCAGUCCAAAUGCAUCGCUUUUUGAAAAUUCCAAACCCGACGACAGCUGUAGGCUUUUAAAUGUGGGUCCGCCCAAGAAACCUGCCUAUUUGGAUGCUCUGAUGCCACGCAGUCAGGUCUUUGAAAUGGACAUUUACGAGACCAAGGAGGAGAUAACCCAUGCAGCCCUCGUCUGUCCCUUUCUGAUGGAGCCGAAGGAGCAGAGUUCACGCCAAUCCACUGGAAAUUGCGGAGUCGAAGAUGUGGAGAUGCAGGAGCCAUGCAGCAAUGUGGAGCUGGACUCGGACUCCGAUGGGGAGGAGCCGGGGGAGGUCCUUGCAGGAGUGGGGGCCGAGAAGGCCAUUCAGGAGAUUAACUGGUCACAGCCGGACUGAAAACUGAAAGCUGAAAAACCGAAUUAAACUGCAGCUCAGGAAGAGCUGAAAAGCACACGAAAUGUUUCCAUUACAGAACGGAGCGGAUGCACGUGAAAAGUGUGAGAAAAAUUAAUUUAUUACAAUUACUUUUCAUUAAGGACUGCCACACGUUGCCCUGCCAACAAGCGAUGCAAGAGAUUGGGGGGGGCAGAGUUCGAAGGAGCAGAUGCUACUCCUGCUGACUCCUGCCGACUCCUGCCGACUUCUUCCGACUCCUGCUGCUCGUUCCCGACCGGUUGCGAUUCGAAAGUAUUAAAUAACUUUGUAAUUUAAUUAACUUUGACGUCGACUUCGUCUGCGCUGCUGCGCCGCUUAACUUUGAUUAACGUUUGCCAUUUUUCAACAAGUUUCGACCGAACUUCGACGACACACCUGAGUGGCAGUCCGGAGCCAAAGGAUUGUGACUGUGAUUUCUUCGUCGAGCUCGGAUUACAGGGGAUUGGCAGCGUCUGUUUUUCGCUCCUCUCAUCUUCCGCCAGUUAUUUGAAAUUUUAUCUGGCGAAUGGAAGGGGCUUUUUUGGGCUGCGAGUAUUGAAUGCAAUUAGAGAUGGUUGGAUUGGGGUGAGGGGCAGAAUCUUUCAGGAUGACAAGCUAAUAUUUCCAGGGAACGAGCAUAAUCACUAAAAAAAAGCUAAUUACAAAGGAUGAGUCAGAGUCCUGGCGUUAAUCAAUAUAGCGGUGGUCGUUUUCAAUCCGUCAGUUUUAUUUUACCAUUAAAAAGUAUUUACUGAAAUAAUGUUUAGCUCUUGGGUUUUAUAUGCCAAUUGAAAUAAAACGCUUGUCUCUGAGCAUUUUUUAUUGGCUUACAAAUAACCGUAGUUUGAGGUGAUUUAGCUUGUCAUAAAAACCACAUUUACUGCUCAAAAUUUAUUAUUUCAAUGUUUUACAAAACAGG